Molecule: messenger RNA, 4221 nt
Organism: Xiphophorus maculatus (southern platyfish)
Lineage: Eukaryota; Metazoa; Chordata; Actinopteri; Cyprinodontiformes; Poeciliidae
Gene: kcnj14
Product: inward rectifier potassium channel 2
Exons: 3
Coding region: 1424-3022 (532 amino acids)
Biological process (GO): potassium ion import across plasma membrane; regulation of monoatomic ion transmembrane transport
Cellular component (GO): plasma membrane
Molecular function (GO): inward rectifier potassium channel activity
Source: RefSeq, a predicted model, not a curated record
UAUUGCAUUUUAUUUUAUUAUGAUUAUCUUGUUAUCAAACAACAGUUUCUGUUGUCUUUGUCAAACAACAAGGAUUUAAGAGAUCUAAAUCCACAGAAAUGUUUUCCCUUCAUGGCAGCCUAUUUUUCAGUAAUUUGUCUAUCUUCUACUACCACCAGCUUUCUCAUCUGCGCUCAAAUGCUGAGAACUUUAAGAAAGUGAUCUGUGUACUUACCUUUGCUUUACAUUUGAAUUAAUCACUUAGAAACUUAAAAUUAUUGGUUUCUCUUGAGAUAGAUCAUAGUAAUCUUUUCUUGUUGUUUUCUUCCCCACUUUUGUCAGGUGUUAAGUGAUUUCCGAGUCAUAAUGCAGUUUUGUAAUGAGGUACGUCCGUUCUGAGGUGUUGUCUCCUGCCGGUGAUAGUUAGAAGUAGAAAUCUAAACAUUAAUAUUUGCAGUAAAACGGUCAGUACAUUAAACAAGUUCAAAAUGUCCACCAUACAGAUCUGUAGUCUUUUAGAAAGUAAAUGUGAAAUAGCGAAAGCUGUGACAUGAUCAAAUAAGGAAUGAUGACCAAUAUAUAACAUUCAGUUGGGCUUUUACUGCAAAAGUGACCUUCCUACUUAUCAAUUUAUUAAAAUAGUUCAAGUGAGCUGCACUUUUAGUUUUUUUGGUUUGUAUUUACUUUUUUGUGAUGACAUGUCUAGUCUAAAACAGAACUUUCAUUCUACUGUGUCUUUUUUACCUCAUGCUAAUUCCAAGUGGAUGUAAACCUGGAAAUAUCUUUCAUUGUAAGACUGCAUGUUUUUUUCUCCUACUUUUCUGCAUGUUAUUUUCUGGAAUAGUUUGCUCAGACGGAAGUCAAAUAGGUUUUGUUUUGCACUUAUUUGCAUUGUUAUGAAAUGUAUGCCAUCAUGAGCUUAGUGAUCUUAAAAUGCUUCUAUUUGCAUUACCCAACUGCAAUGCAGUUUCAGUUUAUAUUCUUCAUCAAAUGAUGCCUGCUCAAAACCUCUAUACCUUCUUUUUAUUGGUUUAAACUGAACUUUACCAGCCCUGCAUGCUCUUGUGUCGCAUGCUGAGGUCAGUUCUCCCCUGAAACACCCGGAAUGAACUUUCGCAUGAACGCAAUUGCAAAAUAGGGACUCCUUGGUUUGCUUUUGUCAACCUUCACUGCACAUUACCUGCUUUUAUUUACUUCAAAGAUUGGGUCUACCAGUAAAUAUAAUUACAUAAGACCCCACAUUUUCUGAACAAUUACAUACUUUGGAGAACCAAACAACCGGUUGUGGAUGAUGAAACAAAUGCCUGUUUGGAUUGAUGGUCAUUGCUUGGACCGCAAAGAUCUCAUUUUUUAAGAAAGACUGGAGGACUUUGAGGGUAAAACCUCUUAAUAAAUCUACUGACUAUACGAAGCCACACUGAGAUAUACAGAGAUUUUACUUCAGAUGAUGGGAGCGGCACGUAUUAAACGUCGCUUCAGUGCUGUGGUUGAUGGGCCAGUGGAGGAGGAGGAGGUCAUGAGGCUAGCACAAAGUGCAAGGGCAGGAGAGAGUCCAACCGGGUCAGGAAGCCCAAUCAGCUCCUCUCCAAUCCAUGCCCUCAAUGGCAAAGCUCUACCUCUUCAGCGCAACACGAACAACGCACAGACGCAGAGUGCUGUCGGUGAGCCAGCUGGUGAAGAUGCUGGAGGAGAAAGCAGAGUGAGAGCAGGAGGAAUGUGCCCAGGUCCAAGGAAUACCAAAGGCGCUAGUGAAGGUGGGAGAGGGGAAAGAUGUUCUUCAGCAGACCAGGAUUCCCUCUCUUCCCCCUCCACUACCAGCCGGCGACGCACUAAGCGCUCAAACCGCCGGCCCCGACAACGCUUUGUGGGCAAGGACGGACGCUGCAACGUCACCUUCGUCAACAUGAGCGAGAGGGGCCAGCGGUACCUCACCGACCUUUUUACCACGUGUGUGGAUGUACGAUGGCGCUGGAUGCUGGUCAUCUUCACGCUCUCCUUUAUUCUUUCCUGGCUUCUCUUUGGCUUUGCCUUCUGGCUCAUUGCCUCUGCACAUGGUGACCUCUCCAUUCAGAUUACCCCCAGUUCCGGUUCUUCUCCUGGAUCAGGAGAAUCCGGCUCCGGGGGAGAGUCUGAUAGAGAUGCAGUGGUAGAGGAGCCAUGCUUCCUUCAAGUAAACAGCUUCAUGGCAGCCUUCCUGUUUUCCUUGGAGACGCAGACAUCCAUCGGUUACGGAUUCAGAAGCGUGACCGAAGAAUGUCCCCUGGCGGUGUUGGCGGUCGUUUUGCAGUGCAUCGUGGGCUGCAUUAUUGACGCCUUCAUCAUUGGGGCAGUCAUGGCGAAGAUUUCCAAGCCCAAGAAGCGCAACGAGACUCUGGUGUUCUCUGAUACUGCUGUGGUGGCCCUGAGAGACGGAAAACUGUGCAUGAUGUGGAGGGUGGGAAAUCUACGGAAGAGCCACCUGGUUGAGGCGCAUGUCAGAGCACAACUACUGAAGCCAAGGGUGACACCAGAGGGGGAGUAUCUGCCACUCGACAACGCAGACAUCAACGUGGGUUUUGAUACUGGCACCGAUCGCAUCUUUUUGGUCUCUCCUGUGACUAUAGUGCACGAAAUCAAUGAAGAGUCACCUUUUUUCGAGAUAGACAAAAAAACCUUGAAGAAUGACUCUGAAUUGGAGGUGGUGGUCAUACUUGAGGGGAUGGUGGAGGCCACAUCGAUGACAACGCAGUGCCGCAGCUCCUAUCUGGCUUCUGAAAUCCUCUGGGGACACCGUUUUGAACCCGUACUGUUUGAGAGGAAAAACGGCUACCAGGUUGACUAUUCAUUUUUCCACCGGACCUAUGAAAUCCCAAACACUCCGUCAUGCAGUGCAAAAGAGCUGGCCGAGCAGAGGUACAUCGGAAGCUCUUGCUCGUCCUUUUGUUACGAGAAUGAAGUGGCCCUGGAGCUCGCCUCCCCAGAUGAAGAAGCAGAUCGAGAACAUGGCUGUUCCCCCCAACCCACCCGAAGACCAUCCUUGGAAGAACAUCUUCACUGUAACUAAGCAUAAAGGGUAGCAGUCUGCUAAACAGAGAAAAAGCUGAGCUUCAGGGGAUAACACGAAAAAGACAGAGUCAAGCAAGUUUAUUUGGGCAGACCAAGCGAGAAGUGAAAAUCAACUACUUAAGCAUUGCCAGAUUUGUUAGAUUUAUAUUGGAACCCAGUGUUAAACAUGAGAGAGAGGAACAAGUUAGAGAAAGGUUUGGGGAGUUUGGUUACAGCUCUGACCUAGUUGCCUGAUUGGGCCUGGCAGUCUUUCAGAAUCAUUGAAAACUUGUUUAAGUCUCACAACUGGCCCAUCACUUCCACAGCACAGUCAUCUGACUCUAAUCCCUGAUCAGAAGGACGUGCAGCAGCUCCACCUGCUGGCUACAACUCGUCACUGGCUCUCAGUGAUUCUGAACUGAAAAAAUUGCUUCUUUCAGCUGCUGUUGUGACAUAAGUUUGUUGUUACUCAGGAAUGCAUUUUCAAAACUAUGCUGACUUAUCACUUCAGUGUUUCAUUUCCAAUGGUAAGUAUAGUUAGUGUCCUUUCUGUAACGCUGGAGAACGGGUACUUUGGUAUUUGAACAGAAAUCCUCAUUGCAGAACAAAAGUGACAAGGAGAAACUGUUGGAAUCCAGCAGCAGUUUUCAACAGAUUCUCCUUGCUGAGUGUAGUGCAUGCUUUCUACUUUUUUGUUUUGUUUUUUGUGGGAUGUUUUGACUUGCUAUAAUGUCACUGACUUAUUUAAUAUAUUUUGAGUUGAAAUUACUUAUUUGUUUUCAGGAGAGUCUAUGGUAAGGUGUUAAAGCACAGUCGAGUAGAUGAUAUUGACUUUGUCCAGAUGAUCUGUUAAUCUUGCAUUUUCUUGCUCUAAUAUCUUCUGAAUCCUGAUAUAUGAUAUGUCAACAAGAACAUUUUUUUUUGUGAUUCUGUCAUUUUUGGAAAAUGUGCUAACUGAGCAAAGGUGUCAUAAAUUGUGAAGCGUUUCAGUCGCUGCUGCUGGUUCUGAAUUUGACACAAAAGGACUUCAAACUUCAGAAACCUCAGAAAGUUGUGACUCAGUUGACUGGAGUGGGACAGAUUUUAUGAUGAUGGCAAGAUUUUGGUGUCUUGCUGUUUCUGUGUCUGUAAAAACUGUCUUUUAUUUGCACAAGUGGACUGAAACAUCAUAUUUAUAAGAUAUUAAUCUAUUUUAAACUCAAUAAAUUGUGUAAAAGC